ACCACUUGUUGGAAAAUAAGUACCUAAGUGUUUUAAAACCUAAGUUUUUUUUGUGCGGUUUGUGAUAUUCUGGACCUUUUGUUGCGAAGAAUGGCGUACAGAAAAUGUGAAAUAUGUGGUUUGAGAUCGGAGCGAAAAGACGGGAUUAAACGCUAUUUUAUGGCUAGAUUUCCUCUAGAUAAACUGCGGUGUAAAGAAUGGGUGAAAAUGUCAGGAAAAGAGGAUCUUGCUUAUUUACCCAUUGAAAAAUUGCAUCAGUUAAAAUUUGUGUGUGGCAAACAUUUUAAAGAAAGUGAUUUCAAGAAAAAACGAACUCAGCUAAAAAAAACAGCUAUACCAUCAUUAAGACUGACUUCUGCGCCACUUUCAGACACUAUUCUGGCUGAAUUUCCUUAUCACCUCUUCAAAGAACAGCGAGAAGAUGAACCAUCAACUUCUUCUGUUCAUCAAGUUAGUCUGUCAGGCAGACCAUUACCUUCUCUUACUCCACAAGUUGAAAUGACUACAGUUGAAGAGGCAAAACAUAUUUUUUAUGAAGAUGACAUUCCAUCAGUGGAGUACACUGUGAACAUUAUAACAAGUGAACAAUGCAUUGUUGAAAGAGGUAUGUUGUGUCUUACUAUGUAA
This is a messenger RNA of Colias croceus (clouded yellow), 627 nucleotides long. RefSeq lists its product as uncharacterized. NCBI's taxonomy places the organism in Eukaryota, Metazoa, Arthropoda, Insecta, Lepidoptera, Pieridae. The transcript is spliced from 3 exons. The record is from RefSeq and is a predicted model, not a curated record. Bases 91 to 627 code for a protein of 178 amino acids.